Messenger RNA from Eublepharis macularius, 3515 nucleotides. RefSeq names its product Cdk5 and Abl enzyme substrate 1 (gene CABLES1). The record is from RefSeq and is a predicted model, not a curated record. Lineage: Eukaryota; Metazoa; Chordata; Lepidosauria; Squamata; Eublepharidae. The transcript is spliced from 10 exons. Bases 326 to 2056 code for a protein of 576 amino acids. Gene Ontology annotation, biological process: regulation of cell cycle; nervous system development. Gene Ontology annotation, cellular component: cytosol.
GCUCUUGGUGGGGCGAAUACCACCAAUAAAUGCUAAUAACUUUGACCAAGGAGAGAAGAAAAGGGGGCGGGGGGAGAAGGGCAGGAGUAAGAGGAAGGAAGGAGGAGGAAGAAUACCAAGUCGGACGCGCUAUCCAUGCAGGCAACCAAGAGGAAGGGGGGAAGCAUGCCAUGCAAGCCCAAAGUGCCCUUUGCGCCGCCGUUGCUGCCUCGCCUCGCAGCCGCCUGCUAACCGUCCGCCAGCCGCCGGAGCGUUCCUGCCCGCCAGGAUUAUCCCCCUUGCCUGCUCUAAAGGCGGGGGUGAGAGAGCGGGCGUGCGAGAGACAAUGGCGGCGGCGGCGGCUCCUGCCGCCGCCGCCGCCACCAACACCGUCGGCGGCAGCCCUAGUAGCGCCGGCAGCGGCGGCGGCGCAUUCCACCAGCAGCUGGAGCCCUGCCUGAGGAAGCCGCCACCGCGCAUGGACCCCCGGCGCAGGCAGGCAGCGCUCUCCUUCCUCACGAACAUCUCGCUGGACGGGCGACCAGUGCUGCAGGACGAAGAAGGCUGUGGAGAAGAGCCUGGCGGCAGCGGCGAAACAACCCCCAAAGCUGCCUCGGCUCCUGCAGCUUGCAGCGGCGCUAGGGCUCGCCAUGGAAGCCUGAGCGCCUUCCAGGCGCCCGCCCCGCUGCAGCACGGGGGCUACCCUGGCUCCUGCGGCGUUAGCGCCAGGCUCAUGAGCCCCCUGGGAGCGGCCGGCGAACAGCAGCCGCAAGGGAACACCGAGGGGGAGGAGGAGGACGAAGACGAAGAUGCUUUUGCCAGCGUGCAGGUGCCCGUGGCCGCCGCCUUCCUGGGCGCCUCCGGGACCCCUGCUGUGGGCGGCGCCAGGGGUCGCCUCAACUCUUUUACUCAGGGAAUCUUGCCUGUCUCCUUCGCCAGAGCGACCCCGCAAAACUAUUGCUGUCUGGAGCAAGGCCCAGGGGGCACCGGCACCUUCGAGCUCCCAAGGUCCCGACGACGGUUGAUUUCCCAGAGGUCUUCACUGGAGACUUUGGAAGACAUUGAGGAAAAUGCUCCCUUACGGCGAUGCCGGACUCUGUCAGGUUCACCCAGACCAAAGAACUUUAAGAAAGUUCAUUUCAUCAAGAACAUGCGGCAGAAUGAUACGAGGAGUGGCAGAAUAGUCCUCAUUAGCGGCAGAAGAUCCUUUUGUAGCAUAUUCUCAGUGUUGCCAUAUCGGAACUGUAGCCACAUUGGGGAUAUGAAAACAGAAGGUGGCAGACAGUGUCAUUCUUCUGCAGGAGUUUGUUUGAAAGAUAUUGUUGGCCUGGAAGGUGUGGAAUUAGGAGCGAAUGGGAAGACUGUUUCUUACACCCAGUUUCUGUUUCCAACAAAUGCUUUGGGAGCACGAAGAAACACAAUAGAUUCCACCUCAUCUUUCUCACAAUUUCGCAAUGCAAGCCAUCGUAGCCUUUCAUUGGGAAGGGCAAACAGCACUCAAGGAAGCAUUGAUGCAGGCAGUGACCUUGGAGAUUAUAUUGAAUAUGACCCUAACCUUUUAGAUGAUCCUCAGUGGCCAUGUGGGAAGCACAAGCGGGUAUUAAUAUUCCCUUCAUAUAUGACAACAGUCAUUGACUACGUAAAGCCAUCGGACCUUAAGAAGGAUAUGAAUGAAACCUUCAAGGAAAAGUUCCCUCACAUCAAGUUGACUCUUAGUAAAAUAAGAAGCCUGAAGCGAGAAAUGCGCAAACUAGCUCAAGAGGAGUGUGGCUUUGAGGAACCCACAGUGGCCAUGGCCUUUGUAUAUUUUGAGAAGCUGGCUCUCAAGGGGAAGCUCAACAAGCAGAACAGAAAGCUCUGUGCCGGGGCAUGUGUCCUGUUAGCUGCCAAAAUUGGCAGUGACCUCAAGAAGCAUGAAGUCAAACAUUUAAUAGAUAAGCUGGAAGAGAAGUUCCGGUUGAACAGGCGAGAACUGAUUGCCUUUGAAUUCCCAGUGUUGGUGGCCUUGGAAUUUGCUCUCCAUCUACCUGAACAUGAAGUGUUGCCACAUUAUAGACGUUUGAUCCAGAAUUCCUAGCACAGGCUACCCUUCCAGGAAGGGGGAAGGGGUUUAAAAAUGUUAUAUGAGUGAAAAGAAGCAGCAGUUACAACUGGAAAUGCAAAAAUGGGACAAAUAUGCCCCCGCACCCUUUUUCCUCUUAUUUUCAGUGCAAUAACCGGAUAGUAGGAAAAAAAGCACUGAAUUCCUUAAACUCUCAGGCUAGGUGAAUUGUUAAAUGUUCAGAGGAAGUAAUGAAUGAGUUGCAUGUGAGGGGAUAGUGGAUGGAACAGAUUCACACCACGUGGACCAAAAGAGAACUUCCUUGAGUUGCCCGUAUCAUUCCGAUGACAAUUAAUAGCAGCCUUCACAGCACACUUUGUCCCACCUUCUCUUUACGAACCUCAUCAGCUUUUCUGGAAGGGUUUUCCAGCUUACAGAAGGAUUCCUAAAGCAGUGACAGGUUGUAAUAGGUAUUUUUACUGUGUCUGCAGCGUGCCAAUCUAUUUUUAUAUUUGUUAUUGAAAGUGCACUUUUCCUUGUGGUUAGCAGGUGAAAUGAUGAUGAACCAGCUUGGAACCAGGUGGCUGUUUAGGAUCAAUGAUUUAACAUUGUUUACUAAAGGUCAGAGGACAACCUUUCUCUGUUUGCUUAAACAUAACUACUGAGAGCAGGCGCAUAGGUUCAUUUGAAUAACUGGGGUGGUAUUUUGUAAACCCCAAUGGUGGCUUUUUGUUUUUGGUCCAGCUGAUUAUGCUAAUGAUUACGCUGUCAAAUAUUAUUAACACCUAAAAAUGAGAAACUGACACUUGACCCUUAGGUCUUCACUCUUGUGCAUGGUCCCUUUGAAGGGUUCACUGUGGAAGAAAGAUUUGUAAGCAUCUUGUUUUUAAGUCACAUGCAUAUUUCUAACCUCUGUGGAGAUGGUUAGACUUGCACUCUGUAGUGUUUGUAUUCUGUGCUCUAUGUUAGAGUGCAUUUUGAGCACAUUGACUGUGCUGCACGUUAAACAGUGUUUUAUACAGCUUGUACAGCCGAGCAGGAGAAUCGGCAGCUGAGGUUCUUGAUAGAAGACACAUGCCCUCAAUGUGGAUGAUUUUUUGUUGUUGUUGAAUUGUUUUUUAAAUAGAGUUGACAGUAUGAAAUCAAAUGGGAAUAGGGCACUGAAAUCACUACGUUUUUAUACUUCUCAGAUAUUUCACUGCUCUGGAGUCUUAUAGUACUUUAACUGUUAGUAAAAGAGUAAACUGAGAAAGCUCAAAUCCAUACAAACUCUUCUGUGUAUCCUAUUUUCAAAAUACUGUAUAUAUAAAUAUAUAUAAGACUGUGAGAAGAUAAUGACGGCUGGAUGUGCUUGCUAAUAUGCUAGAGGACGUGCAUCAAAGAAUUAAAUUACUAUUUUUAUAUAUCACUAAUGUAUAUGUCGUACUUUUUCCAGUGCUGAUUCAUUUUACUCCGUGUCUGGAACAAUGAUUUCAAUAAAGUCAUGUACUUUCCA